Cylindrotheca closterium is the source of this 1047-nucleotide messenger RNA. The record is from the annotation of a GenBank genome assembly. Lineage: Eukaryota; Bacillariophyta; Bacillariophyceae; Bacillariales; Bacillariaceae.
AUGGUUGUCUUUCUUGUCGGGAAACUUUUGAUUCAGUGGCUUCUGGCAUCAUUGUCAUGUGUACCAUUAUCAGAGAAAGGAAAGGGUGACUACUACUAUGGUUUCAGCUGGCUACUACAAUCAUAUGGCAUGUUCUGUCCCUCGGACUUCGAAUCAAUCGGAACGCUCCUGAGCCCUGAUGCAAUGGCGAUUUUGUUCUCUCUCAGACUAGUAUUUGUAUGCCUUGGAGUUCAUCUCGGAGAAUCAAUGUGCUUUGUCGCUUUAACAGGUGGUAUUGCAUGUGGCAAAAGUAGUGUCAGUGGAAUUUUGGUCGGGUCUCAAUCCAGUGACAACUAUCAAGAUGGAACGGUUGGUUUAAUUUGUGCAGAUACGAUAGCUCACCAGAUUCUUCUUCCUCCAUCCGUAUUGGAAUCAUAUUCUGUUGAGGGGAGCAAUCCAACUACAGUGAUCGCUUGCGUAGUCAAGCCAAAGGAAUCUGUUUUCUUUGAGCUAGUCGCUGCUUUUGAAGGACAUGAUAUUCUUUCACCAAAUGGAACAAUUGAUAGAACCAAGAUGGGCUCAAUCGUUUUUCGUGAUGGAGAAAAGAGACGUGGAUUGAAUAGGAUUACCCACCCGAAAAUAUUCAGCAUCCUGAUGUCGAGGCUUGUUCACCAGGCACUCUUUUCGAAUAAUGAUUUAGUUGUGGCGGAUGUUCCUCUUCUGUUCGAAAGUGGAAAACUAUCGUGGUUAUUUGCGAUUACAAUCUGUGUUGUUACAGAUCCUGUGACUCAGUUUCACCGGCUACAACUUCGCAAUCCAGAGCUUUCACCAAAGGAAUGUGAAGAUAGAAUCAACUCCCAGCUGAACUUGGACUUGAAAAUGAAGUUGUCUGAUAUUGUUAUUGAUAACUCGGGUAGCUUAGAUGAGCUGAAGGAUAAGGUAGAAGAUGUUCGACGCGACAUUAUGCGACGCUUGUUUGGCAUUGGACUUUCGCUUUUGCAGGUGCUCUUGCUCAUCGGAGGAUCCACCAGCAUUGCUAUCUCCUCAAAGUUUUUUUCGCAAACAUAG